CCGAAAUAAAUAUAUUGAUUACAAAGUAGAAAAAAAUUAUGUAUCAUAAUUUGAUAACAAAGUUAUUUUUUUCAACUUUAAAUAGUUGUUGGUAUUAAUAUAAUUAAAGAAGACUUAUAUAUGAAUCUUUUGUGUUUAAAUCAUAACUUUAAAAAAUUUAACUUCACUACUUUCUUUUGUAAACCCGACAUAAAUCAUAAAUCCUUAGGCUAUCCAGAAACGUGUCAGUGGUUAGUGACAUUCAACAGAGUCUGGACGGACUACAAGACUGGAUUCGGGAAUGCUAACGGAUCCUACUGGAUUGGAAAUGACGUAAUACAUCAACUAACCAAGGGAAGGAACUCCUCCCUCUACCUAUCAAUCACACUGACUAAUGGAACAAAGCUCUAUGAAUUAUACAACCAGUUCUCUGUUGGUGACGAAAUCAACAAAUACAGACUUUUUCUUGGAGGACCAGCUACCGGAACCCUCGGUGUCGCUAUGUUAGACACUGGUGUUUUUGACUACGAUCUGUCUGGGAUGGGCUUCACCACCCCAGCCAGAGAUAACGACGGAGCUCGGGAUAACUGUGCUUCUUUUAGUCACCGUAGAGGAGGCUGGUGGUUCAACCGCUGUAACAACGCCUUUCUUAACGGUCGCUGGUCCCCGGGGUCCUGGUUCAGACCAUGGUAUCCCACAGUUACUGAUAGUAAACAGAUAAAUGAAACCCUCAUGAUGAUUAAACCUCACUGA
This is a messenger RNA of Saccostrea cuccullata (small rock oyster), 732 nucleotides long. Its product is annotated as fibroleukin-like. The coding region runs from base 121 to 732 and encodes 203 amino acids. The transcript is spliced from 3 exons. NCBI's taxonomy places the organism in Eukaryota, Metazoa, Mollusca, Bivalvia, Ostreida, Ostreidae. The record is from RefSeq and is a predicted model, not a curated record.